This is a messenger RNA of Entrophospora sp. SA101, 1611 nucleotides long. Lineage: Eukaryota; Fungi; Glomeromycota; Glomeromycetes; Entrophosporales; Entrophosporaceae. The record is from the annotation of a GenBank genome assembly.
AUGUCAAAAUUUAAUCCUUUAUGUACAAUUAUUGUUACAAUAAUUGAAGGUAAAUAUUUUCCACAAAAUCCUAACGCAAAACUUUUUGUUGAAUGUAGAUUUACAGAUGAAGUAUUAUCAACAAUAAGCCCUGAUUCAAAUUCAAUCUUAUCGACUGAUUCUGUUGAUCAAAGUUCUUUUCCAAUAUGGGACACUGAACUUGCAUGGGAAGUUGAUCAAAAAACUCUACAUACUUUACGUUUACAAUGGGCGCAUUUGAAAUUACAAUCUGCUGCUGACAGGCCUGGGAAAGAGAAAUGGAUCUCCCUAUUAAAUUCUAGAUCUCAUGGAUUACCUCCCGAAAUAAAAAUAAGUUUUUGUAUUUUGUCAAAUAUAUCUCCCCCAUCUACUCCCAUUACUACUAAUUAUGUGGCUAGCCCAAUACCGAGUAAAUUUGUGGGUUUAUUUGAUUCUAAAACUGGUGAACCUCGUUCUCUGGAUAGGGUUUGUCCUAUGUAUAAUGCUAAAAGAGAAAUGCCCGUUUCUGCUGAUGUACAAACUGCUAGAAUCGGACUUUUUCUUACUAUAAAACGGAUUGAGAAUGAUAAUAAUAACUUCAAUCAUGUUAAUGAUAUUAGAACCUUUUCAUUGGGCAAUAAUAAUAAUGUUAUCCGUGAACAAAAUAAUGAACAUAAAUUUCGAGUUGUAAUUGAUUUGGAAUCCAUUAACCUAAACAAAUCAUUCAAAAACAUUUAUAUUAAAUAUAGUUAUCCAUCUUUAGGAAUAACGCAUAAUAAAUUCACACAAUCACAUUCCCCUAUUAUCGAACCGAAUCAAGAUGUGAAAUUGAUUAGUGGCACCAAUACGAUUGACGUUACAAUGACACAUCAACGUCUACAAAGAUACUUUGAAGUUGCGCCUUUGUUAAUGGAAGUAUGGCAACAACAACAGCAAACGCAAACUAUAGUAGAUCAAAAAAAUGAUAUACAAAUUGGAGUUGCAAAUCUACGAUUAGAGGAAGUAUUUUUAUCACAAACAACUAAAGAUGAAGAUGGUAAAGCCGAUGUUAAAAAAUUUAGCACUUUGGCUCCAAUAAAAUCUGUUGAAAUAUUUAAGCAAGCAGAUGAACAUAUAAGAUUUACUCAAAAAGUUCUUUCAGGAAAUAAAAAAAAUAGUAAAAAACUUGAUGAAAGUCUACAACGUGGUGAGAAAGAUAUCAAAUAUCGAUGGUUGGAACUUGAUAGACAAUUUGAAAUGAAAAGAGCAGAAUUGGAAAAAAAUUAUGAAAAAGAAAAACUAUUAAUAAAAUCUAAUGCGAAUAAUGAAGAAUUGGUUAAAGAUCUGAAAAAAGAAAUCGAACAACUUAAGAUUCAAUUAAAUUCUGAAACAUUUGCUAAAAAUCAUUACGAAUCACAAUGGUUAAAAUCAUUACAGGUGAUAGCAGGCACAGACGGUGAUAACAAUAAUGGUGAUGGUAAUGAUGAUGAGAACUUGUUUUGGAAUGAAUUACAAGAGAUUGAUCAGUGCUGGUCGCAAGUUAGAAGAAUGACUGAAGAAGAAACAGUGAUUUUGAAUCAUGAAAAAUUUGUUUUAAAUAUACUCAAAGAACAAUUAAAAAAAUUAAAUGUUUAA